This is a messenger RNA of Phyllotreta striolata, 1858 nucleotides long. Lineage: Eukaryota; Metazoa; Arthropoda; Insecta; Coleoptera; Chrysomelidae. The record is from the annotation of a GenBank genome assembly.
AAUGUUUGUGCGAGCUCGAGCAAACCACUGUGUAAUGUAAUCUUACGUUGUACAGUUCAUUAUUUUUAUCUUGAUCACUCAGUUUUCAACUGUACAAAUUUCGCUGGUUAUCAGACCGAUUCACCACGGUUUUCUGGCUGCUUUUAUCACUUUUGCAAGCACAUCAGCGCCGCGAAAAUGUACCACAAAUUAAACGCUCCCGAUUGCGACGAUACGAAAACGGCAGAGCUAUGCCUCGCCUUGUACAGAAACUCCUUGAAAUCCAAAGACAUGGACCACGACGGGACCCACUUCGAUAUCCAAUACCCCCACGUUUUCGUCACUUUAGGGGCUUCUGGCGACUUGGCGCGCAAAAAGAUCUACCCGACCCUGUGGUGGUUGUUCCGCGACAACUUGCUGCCCGUCAACACGGUGUUCUUCGGUUACGCGCGCUCCAAAACGACCGUGGAUGACAUCAAGAAGAAAUGCGAGCCGUACAUGAACGUCAAGCCGAGCGAGCAGCAACGGUACGAGGAGUUCUGGAAGCUGAACCGGUACUUCUCAGGCCAGUACACGUCCAGGACGGACUUCGAGCUGCUCAAUCAGGAACUGGAGAAGUUCGAGAAGGCCCCCAUCACCAACAGACUGUUCUAUUUGGCUUUGCCGCCCUCUGUUUACGAAGAUGUUACUGUUCACAUCAAAGAGACUUGCAUGGGUACAAAGGGAUGGACGAGGAUUAUUAUAGAAAAACCGUUCGGUCGCGAUUUGCAGUCCUCCGACAAGCUGUCGAAUCACUUGAGUCACCUCUUCACCGAGCACCAGAUUUACAGAAUAGACCACUACUUAGGAAAGGAAAUGGUGCAGAAUUUGAUGACGCUGCGGUUCGGCAACAGGAUAUUCAAUCCUACGUGGAACAGGGACAACAUCGCUUCCAUACAAAUCAGUUUCAAAGAGCCGUUCGGUACUCAAGGACGGGGCGGGUACUUCGACGAGUUCGGCAUCAUCAGGGACAUCAUGCAGAACCAUUUGUUGCAGAUUUUAACGCUAGUAGCGAUGGAGAAGCCGUCUUCUUGCCAGCCGGAUGAUAUUAGAAACGAGAAAGUGAAAGUUUUGAAGAAUAUCCAAGCCGUUGAGCUUAACGACGUCGUACUCGGCCAGUACGUAGGGAAUCCUCAAGGGAACGAUGAAUCGAAAAUGGGAUAUUUAGACGAUCCGACUGUUCCUAAAAAUUCUGUUACUCCCACUUACGCUUUAGCGGUACUACGCAUUAAUAAUGAGCGAUGGGACGGUGUGCCUUUUAUACUAAAAUGCGGAAAAGCUUUAAACGAGCGCAAAGCGGAGGUGCGAAUUCAAUUCAGGGACGUGCCCGGGGAUAUAUUCGAUGGCAAACCGAAGAGGAACGAGUUGGUUAUUCGGGUGCAGCCUGGCGAGGCUUUGUACGUGAAGAUGAUGGUUAAAACGCCUGGCAUGGCUUUCGAUAUGGAAGAAACCGAAUUAGAUUUAACGUACAGUAGCAGAUACGAACACGUGAAACUACCCGAUGCGUAUGAACGAUUGAUUUUGGACGUGUUUUGCGGGUCUCAGAUGCACUUUGUACGAUCCGACGAGUUGAGCGAAGCCUGGAGGAUAUUCACGCCUUUGUUGCACAAAAUUGAAGCGGAAAAAAUUAAACCUAUUCCUUACAUGUACGGAAGUCGGGGGCCAAAAGAAGGCGAUGAAUUGUUGAGAAAUAAUAACUACUGUUACACGGGGUCGUACAAAUGGAAACCGAAAAUGUAAAAUACUCUGCUCUAUAGAAUAAAGACAAGUCAUUCCUAUAUUUUUAUACUCAUAUGUUUUGUUAUCUUUUGAGGAAAUUGCUGGCAAUAAAGGAUUUUUA